Lucilia sericata (common green bottle fly) is the source of this 741-nucleotide messenger RNA. RefSeq names its product general odorant-binding protein 84a (gene Obp84a). Bases 45 to 575 code for a protein of 176 amino acids. The record is from RefSeq and is a predicted model, not a curated record. Lineage: Eukaryota; Metazoa; Arthropoda; Insecta; Diptera; Calliphoridae. Gene Ontology annotation, molecular function: odorant binding. The transcript is spliced from 4 exons.
UUUAAAUUAGUGCGCCAGCAGUCAAUACGGAAACUCUGUAGGUCAUGUAUCGUUUACAGUUCUAUUUAAUAUAUUUUUCCUUCAUUCUACUCGGUUCUAUUGAGUGUUUGCAAAAGGCCAAGGAUAAUGGUAGUAUAUAUAUUACCAAUGAGGAGUCAUUUCUUAAGGAUAUUAAACAAAGUACUGAUGCCGCUUUAUUAAGUUCUACCACCACUAAUAUGCCGGAAAAUCCUAAUUUUAUUAAUUUUGAUGAGCUGAUUUCAUUGUGUAAUUCUAGUUUUUAUAUACCAAUGCAAUAUUAUGUGCAAUUUAAUACAACGGGUCAAUUGCCCGAUUUGGUGGAUAAAACAGGCAUGUGUUUCGUACGUUGUGUAUAUGAAAAAUCUGGCUUAAUUGAUAACUGGAAAUUAAAUGCUGAAAAAAUACGAGCAAAUAUUUGGCCGGCCACGGGUGACAGCAUAGAAGUUUGUGAGAAAGAGGGAGCUAAAGAGAAAAAUGCCUGCGUGCGAACAUAUGCCAUUGCCAAGUGCUUGACAUUGCGAGCACUGGUUGAUGCAAGAAAUAAACCUAUGUGAGCAAAAAAAAAAAAAACAGUUUUGUUAAAUUCAAGGCGAACAAGUGGAACGGAAAUAAUUUUAGAUUUUAAUAAAAUUCUUACUUUUAAUCAUAUAUUUACAACUCUUGUAUUAAGACCUCAAAUGUAAUGAAAUUAAUUUAAAAUUAUUAAUAAAACUGAAUUAA